Molecule: messenger RNA, 1420 nt
Organism: Porites evermanni
Lineage: Eukaryota; Metazoa; Cnidaria; Anthozoa; Scleractinia; Poritidae
Source: the annotation of a GenBank genome assembly
UCAUUUCCGGCUGGGCUGCCAACUUCCACUCCCGCUGCUGGACCCAGUGCUCUCGCAGCCAACCACAGAACACCUGCUGGAGGUGGGGGAUGUCGUAGUAAAAUUACUUUAAAAAAAUUCCGCUUCUUCCAUAACGUUUUCUUAACUUUACGUAACGACGAAGAAACGAGUAAUGGUUUCGGCGUCCAUUAAAAUUGGGAAUUAAUUGACCAAUCAGGUCGAUAACCAGUGUUUGAUACCAUCAACUGACGUGAUACAGCUCACUUUGACUCUGAAGAUGACUACCGCACAGGUUGUCGAAACGUCAGUCACUGUCAACAACAGGAGAACGUUCACCCGGACGAUCAUGCUCAGCCUUACUAGGAUAAUGCUGUUUUAGGCCAAUUCUGUGCUGAAGUCAUUACUCAGUGUCUUUCGCCAUACACAACAUGCUCCUGUAGAGUUAUGAAGAAGAUCUCAAACAAAUUUCAUCAGGAAGCACAAACCAUAAAAUUUUUGGAGUUUUUUGCAGGCAGGUCGCUUGAAAAAGUUGGCCGAACUUUCUGAAGUUUUGAUCCAUAUCCAUCCUUGCCACAUCCGUAGCAACAGACGGCAGGAAACAGUUUCAAUGCCUAAAUACAGUCUUAAAUAACAAAACAAGGCCAUUUUGUUUAGAAUUCAAUUGAUAGGAGACACAUUUAAUCUUUUCAAACAGAUAGGAUAUAGCGUGACAUUGCCCCUGUAAAAUAAUAGGGAGCUUUAGGCAACAAGGACGGCGACGGCUACGAAAACGUCACUUAAAAAGUGAGUUCGCAUUGCCUCAAACUUUAUCGCGCUUAUUCCAUCUCGUUUAAUUCGUGAAAUGUUGGCAAUUUGUUUUGGAGUUGAAUUCUAAAAGACUGUAUCAAAGUCCAGGAAAAGAAAACGAAAGUUGUUGUCGUGUGUUCCCGUCCUCGACAAAACGUGAAAUUACGCAUUUUCACGUUGUGGUCGUGCAACGACGGCAAAGAAAAUGUACAAAUGCACGUGCAAAGUUGUUGUUGUUUUGCUGAUAUAAAACUGUUGUUUGCCGUUCUCGUUGCUUGAGCUCCCCAAUGAAUAGUGUGGCGUAGCUCCUUCAAUAGACUUCCCUGUAUAUCUCUGGGUUUGAAAUUAAGUUGGCCGUGACUCAGCCAUGUUUUGAUGUAUUUCACCUUUCACUGGUUUGGUGAACUGAACCUGACCCAUGGUAGUCUUUAGCUUAUACAAUCUCGUUUUUGCUCUCUUAGGUGCAGCCGCUGACCUCUCUGAAUCUGAGGAUAAUACGCUGACCAGUAAGACUGACUUGUCAAUGCUCAGCGAUGAAGGUCUCGAACUGUCCCAGAGACAAACGGACACCAUGUUCCAGGGGCCGAGCUUAGACGAACAGGCAGAGGAGCUUGUAAUAGGUGCGAUAUUUUAG